UAAAUUUUGGAAUUUGUUCUAAAGGUUGGUGGAAAAUAGAGAUGAGACCAGUAUCUGCUUUGAUUAUUACUAAACUUGGCUGAUUGGAUACUAAUUUCCUAGGGAAUAACUAUUGAAAUCUGAAAGGAGAGCCCUACUUAUGAAGAGAUGACGUGUAAUGUCCCAGAUAACAUCUCUGAAGCUUGUGCCACUCCAGACACUGACCAUGACCAGGAAUGGGCACAGGAACACUACCGACUAGGAACUUUUGUUGAAUUUCCACUUAACUGUCCGGUUUCGACAUCAGCACUAGCACAAGCUGGCUUUAUUUAUACUGGAGAAGGUGACAAAGUGAAGUGCUUCAGUUGCAAUACAACUAUUGAAGGAUGGGCGCCUGGGGAUUCUGCAGUUGAGACACACAAAAAGCUUUCCCCAAAUUGCAAAUUUAUUACUGAAUCUACUUGUCUGGAAAAUAACAUACAUCCUCGCGCUCAGAACUACCAGCAUAGAACUGAAAAUGGUUCCAGCAAUUCAGCCCUCCCAUGUACUCUGGAUGAUGCAUCUGAUGUGCAGGCAGAUUACCUCCUGAGAACUAGGCAGGUUGUGGAUAUGUCAGAUACUUUGUAUCCUAAAAACCCUGCUAUGUGCAGUGAAGAGACAAGAUUAAAGUCUUUUCACAGCUGGCCCCUCAAUAGCCAGUUGACACCAAAGGAAUUAGCUAAUGCUGGAUUCUAUUAUACAGGUGUUGAUGAUCAAGUGGCAUGUUUUUGUUGUGGUGGAAAAUUGAAAAAGUGGGAACCCAGUGACAGAGCUUGGUCAGAACACAAGAGGCAUUUUCCCAAAUGCUUUUUUGUCCUGGGCCGAGAUGUUGGAAAUGUUCCAAGUGAAUCUAUUCCUGCUGAGCUUGGGAGCAGUGGUUUGAACAGUGCACAGCAUCCAAGGAAUCCAUCUAUGGCAAAAUAUGGAAGACGUUUACAAACAUUUUUAACUUGGAUAUAUCCUGUUGACAAGGAGCAACUUGCUGAAGCUGGUUUCUAUAGCAUAGGUAAUGGUGAUCAUGUGGUUUGUUUCCACUGUGGUGGAGGAUUGCAAGAAUGGAAGGAAAAUGAAGACCCAUGGGAUCAACAUGCCAAAUGGUUUCCUGGGUGCAGAUUUGUGAGAAAGGAAAAGGGGCUAGAAUUUAUAAAUAAUGUUCACUUAAGAGAUGGAUAUAGGGAUUCAACAACAGAAGCUGCUGAAGGGACAGUACUUCCUAAAGAUGAUCUCUUACAGAAUCCUUUGGUACAAGGUGCCAUAGACAUGGGUUUCAGUUUGUCUGAGAUUAGGAACACCAUGGAAAAGAGAUUGCAGAUGUCUGGAGAAAGUCACACAUCUGUUGAGGAUCUGGUAGCAGACUUAAUAAGUGCUCAAAAAGAAAAUACAAGGGAAGAAGGACCAAAUGAAAUCCCAGUUGAGCAAGAUGAGCUUAUUCAAUUACAAAACCUCUAUCUCAGUACUGAAGAGAAGUUAAGACGCUUGCAGGAAGAAAAGCUUUGUAAAAUCUGUAUGGCUAAAGACAUAUCAGUCGCCCUCAUUCCCUGUGGUCACCUAGUUGCCUGUAAGGAAUGUGCUGAAGCACUUAAUGAAUGCCCUCUGUGUCGUACAAAUAUUAUGAAAAGACAGGAAAUUUUUAUGUAUUAGUGAAAUAUACAGCACUGUGAAUGCAAACGUUUCUUGCUUUAUUGCUUUAAAUACAUGUAAUGUAUGUAAAAAAUGCAGUUAAUUCCAGGAUCUAAUCAUAUGGCAGUACUUAGAUUUUUCUGCUGUCAAACUCUACAUACAUUUUAACAUUUAAAUAGUUAUUUUCCUUAAGCGAAUUUUUUGUAUGUAAAAAACAAUAUUAAAAGGCAAAUAUGUAUAUUCUGUAACUUCAAUUCAUAAACCCGAUUUGAGAAAGCCUAAGUAAUGCAAAGCUUUAUUUAUGUGAUCAUUCCUUUGCUUCACUUUGGUAGGACUCUGUACAACUGAAGUUUAUGCAAAUACAGUUGUAUAAAGGGUCAGGCCCUAUAUAAAAUUUGUAAAUAAGUGAAUUUUAAAAAUUGUUAUAUACAUGUAUAUUAUAUCUGAGAUUUUAGCUUCUCAAAAAUGUUAUGUAAGAUUGAAAAUGUUAUCUUAUUUCUGUAACCUUGGUUGUGACAUAAUUCAGAGAAUAUGCGUAAACCUGCUGCUGCAAUAUUUCACCUUAUGUUUGCUACUGCUACUUUUUAAGUUUGUCUGUUUUGAUAUAUAAUUCCUGUCUCCUCAUUUAUUUUUUCUGGUUUAGAUGUAUAAAUUGGAUUCCAUAAACUCAUUUUAGCGAUCCAUUUUUCACAAAAAUCCUUCUGGUUAUAAAAGUACAUUAAUUUCAUUCCUUAAAAGAGAACUCAACAGAAAUGAAGGAGAUUUUGUGUACCUUGUGCCCUUCAUGGAAGGAGUGGUCUCAUUUUAAACUUGCCCCCCUACACAAAAACGUGUUCAUUGUUUGAUUUUUUUCUUGUUUUUUUAACAUUGUGCAUUAUCCUAACUCAUUUAUCUGCUAAUACUUUGCAGUGUUUCUGUUUGUCUAUUUUUUCAUAAGAGAUUAAACUCUAUCUCCAUGAAAAUGCUUUUUUCUAAAUUUUAUUUUUAAUUCACAAGUAACAUUAGAAAUCUUUCAUUUUUGUUCUUGUCAGUUUGCAGCAUUUAAAUUAAAGUUAAGAACUAUUCUAGUGAGAGUCACCUUAAAAUACUUAAUAAUCUAUUUCUUACUGGGCUGACCCUCAAUUCUCCAAUUAAAAAAGUAUCAUAGCUUUGUAUUUAAGUACAGCUGGUUUACGAUCUCUCUACUUAAUUAUGUGACUUCCUUAUUUUGUGGAGCUACUAAGAUGUUCUGUGCAUAUAUUUUUAUCUUUGAGUCCUACACACUGAGAGAUUCAGAAUAUACAGAAUAUAGUUUUUCAUGAUAAAACUUUUGAAUUCACUUAACAGAAAUUUAGUGUCUACUUUUUCUAUUUUUAAAUAUGCGCUGUGAUUAUAUGCUGUUGUAAUGUUAUGAAUAUUUAAAAUAAAGUGCAAUCCAGUUGUUCCUUGAUCAGCAUAUUUGAUGGUCACAUGCAAAAAAAAAAAA
Molecule: messenger RNA, 3103 nt
Organism: Haliaeetus leucocephalus (bald eagle)
Lineage: Eukaryota; Metazoa; Chordata; Aves; Accipitriformes; Accipitridae
Gene: XIAP
Product: X-linked inhibitor of apoptosis, E3 ubiquitin protein ligase
Exons: 7
Coding region: 148-1659 (503 amino acids)
Biological process (GO): regulation of cell cycle
Cellular component (GO): cytoplasm; spindle microtubule; nucleus
Source: RefSeq, a predicted model, not a curated record